ACUUGCCCACAAACGACAACCACCACCACCACCACCCCGCGGGGAUAGAUAUUUACCCAUUAUUAUUUGUUUAUUAUUUAAUUUUCUGUUUUUUUUCUUUUUUUUGGUUUGUUUAAUUGAUUAAUUGCUUAAUUUAAUUUUCUGGGUUAAUUAAUUGGAGGGGGGAGAGAGAGAGAAGAAGACCCAGAUGGGAGCGAGGAAGGCAUCUACGUCUGCAAGCUGUUUUGUAAAACGUGGCGGCGAUUAAGAAUUUCUUUUGCAAGUGCCGCUACUAUAUAAAGAGAGAGAUAUAGAUAUACCCCUUUUCAGGAAUUAGAAAGUUAUGGGCGGAAGAAGGCGGUUAUGUCGGUGAAUUUGGAUCUUUCUCCCUGUUUCUGCACCCAUGGUAGCCUCACCGCAUGAACAAAAUCCCACUACUGCGCCACUGCAGUGAAGGAGAAGAAGAGCAGAGCAUGCUCCCAUCCAAGCAGAGCAAUAUUUCGAGUUCGAUUGAUGGCGGAUUUGAUUGAUUGAUUUAUCGAUCGAUUGGUUGGUUGAUUCUCUCUUUUUCUGUGGAGAAUUAACAGGUGGGCUUGAUUCAGGGGUGUUCGGAUUAAGCUCGAGGCUGUGGAUUGAAGAUGGAGGGAGGGUGUUCGACGAAACGAUCGGUGGGGCAGAGCGAGAAGAAGUACAAGGGGAUAAGGAUGAGGAAGUGGGGGAAGUGGGUGGCCGAGAUAAGGGAGCCCAACAAGCGGUCCAGGAUAUGGCUGGGCUCCUACUCCACCCCCGUGGCGGCGGCGCGUGCCUACGACACGGCGGUGUUCUACCUGAGGGGCCCGUCGGCCAGGCUCAACUUCCCGGAGUGCCUAGCGGGCGAAGGCUGCCUCCACGACAUGUCGGCGGCGUCGAUUCGGAAGAAGGCGACGGAGGUCGGAGCCAGGGUCGAUGCGCUCGCGACGGCUGUUCGCGCUUCGUCUCAGGUCAAGCCCUGCGGCGCCGGCAGCGGGUUCGAUGAGAAGCCCGACUUGAACAAGAUGCCCGACCCGGAGAAUUCCGACGACGAUGACGUUUGGGGAAGAGACUUGGAGUAGUAAACCAUGGCAGGCCGUGUAGUGUAGUCUCUCUUUCUUUCUUUCUCCAUCUCUCCCUUCUCUCUCGUCUGUGAGGGUGUGGCGCUUCGCAUGCGCCGGGGGAGGGUGCCCCCGGACGGCCCAAUGAAUGAUGGGAGCCACUUUGAUUAGUAGGUUGGAUUAGUGAAUGUGUCCCUUUGCUUAAAGCCUAGUGGAUUUGGAUGAUGAAAUUUUGGCUACUUGUAGAAAAAAAAAUAUAUAAAGAAGGGUCCUUGUAUUAUUAA
Molecule: messenger RNA, 1333 nt
Organism: Malania oleifera
Lineage: Eukaryota; Viridiplantae; Streptophyta; Magnoliopsida; Santalales; Ximeniaceae
Product: ethylene-responsive transcription factor ERF011
Exons: 1
Coding region: 618-1070 (150 amino acids)
Biological process (GO): regulation of DNA-templated transcription
Molecular function (GO): DNA binding; DNA-binding transcription factor activity
Source: RefSeq, a predicted model, not a curated record